Molecule: messenger RNA, 2486 nt
Organism: Oryzias latipes (Japanese medaka)
Lineage: Eukaryota; Metazoa; Chordata; Actinopteri; Beloniformes; Adrianichthyidae
Product: ADP-ribosylation factor 3
Molecular function (GO): GTPase activity; GTP binding
Source: RefSeq, a predicted model, not a curated record
ACCGAAUCACGGAGGUUGUCGCAGAUGAUCGAAUGAUCUUGGAAGGAUUUUUUUAGUCGGUUGUCAUUGCGUACGUCCCGGAUUGUUUCGGCUAACGCGCCCGUUCCUGGGAUGCCCGCUGUUGUUCCGAGAGCACGAGAGGAUGAAUGAGGCAGACCAGAACGGUCCAGAUCAUCCUACAGCAUAAACGCUCAUUGAUCUUUGAAGGACAACCCAGGACCACAACGCCAGUCAUAACACUGAAGGGUCCAAAGCUCCUCUAAAUCAUGGGGAAUAUCUUUGGAAACUUGUUGAAGAGCCUCAUAGGAAAAAAAGAGAUGAGGAUCUUGAUGGUGGGGCUUGAUGCUGCAGGAAAAACCACUAUUCUUUAUAAGCUCAAACUGGGGGAAAUAGUCACCACAAUUCCAACUAUUGGGUUUAAUGUGGAGACGGUGGAGUACAAGAACAUCAGCUUCACUGUGUGGGAUGUGGGUGGGCAAGACAAGAUCCGUCCUCUCUGGAGGCACUACUUUCAAAACACACAGGGUCUAAUCUUUGUGGUGGACAGUAACGACAGAGAACGUGUGAAUGAAGCUCGAGAGGAGCUGAUGAGGAUGCUGGCUGAGGAUGAACUGAGAGAUGCGGUGCUCCUUGUGUUUGCCAAUAAACAGGACUUACCAAACGCCAUGAAUGCUGCUGAGAUCACAGACAAGCUGGGCUUACACUCCCUGCGUCACCGCAACUGGUACAUCCAGGCAACAUGUGCCACCAGCGGCGAUGGCCUCUACGAGGGGCUCGACUGGCUCGCCAAUCAACUCAAGAACAAAAAAUAAGAAGAAAUGUGGGGGUGGGGAAAGAAAUGCCAGCAGCCAAACUAGUUCAACUUCUUUCCUUUGUUUGUGGGGUGGAGGGGGCGGAUUGAUUUCAGGGGUUUUUGAGUGAUAGAUGCAUCAUCAACCAAGAUCUUGGACAAAGUAAACCCUUUAUUUUUGCUCUGUUUCUGACAGUGGAUGUUAAAGCAUAUUUUCAUGUUUAUAAUGACAGCAUACAGACACUCAUCCAGUAUCAGUCGGUGAUUCCUUUUCCUCUGUCCCCUCUUGUGUUUCGGUGCCGUGUAAUGUAUGUCAGUUUCCAGGUGCUGUGCCCGGUCGUGUAUGAAUCCACUGAUUGCUCUUUAUUUAAACGUCUCCAUGUUAGCUUCAGCCUUGUCAGUUGCACCUAUACUUUUUUAUUUUUUAUUUGCCUGCAUGGUAACAGAAUCUUGUUAGAGAACAAUCACACAGAAUCAUGCCACCUCUAAAUCUGCUUACUGUUCAUGAGCAAACCUGCGUACCGCUAACUGCAAAACGAAACCUUCUUUUACUGCCAACUUUUGGAACUUUUCUGAUAUCUGUGUUCUGUUUCUACUCCCGUUGUGACUCCCUGAACAGCAGAAGAGGCCCCUCUAAAUAUUUCAAAAGCUCAGUAUUUCCUGGUUUGCCUGGCAUGCUAAGGCAUUAUAGUCCUCCUUCAUUAGAAAUGCAUGAGUGCUGUUUGUGGAUUUUUUAUCAUCUUCUUCACAUUGGGAUGCAGACACUAACCAAAGCUCCACUCCGUGCAUUAAAACAACAGAGGAAAAUCAUUCUAGCUGUAAAAUUAAAUGACAUACGUCAACCCAUAUCAAAGUAGACGACUGAAGCUGCUGCUGUUUUUCUGGCUUUUUGCGUAUCUACACUCAAAGUGCAUCAGGUUGCUCUCACUUGUGUUUGUCCUGCCGUGUCUUGGCACUCUUUGUUAAUGAAUGUGAAUGUUGUGGAUGAAUCUAUAAAUGCCAGUGAUUAUGUUCAUGUGGCUCGACGCGUAGUCAUUUCCUGUCUCCAUUGUAAUGACAUGGUAAGCAGGGUUGACAGAUCACUAUGGAGGUGUUGUAGUUUGCAGGAAGCCACUAGCACUCACGCCUCACGGCUGAUACCAGCAACAUCCGCCAACUCAUGUCACUAAAAAGGAUUUUCUUGUGCCAUAUAACACUCUGAAUACAUCAAACUUCACUAUCCAGCUUUACUUUUUCAUAAACAUGAUCAUUUGGUCUAUGGUGGCCUUAUAUUUAUUGCUCUUUUCCUGUCAUUCAGCUUGGUUCGAGUUUUCACUCUCAAUGUUUGUAUAGAUUAAUGUGCAGGUUUUUACUCACCACCUUCAAAAGGCAAGUUUUACAUCACUCCUCACAUCUACAAGGGAAAACCUUUGGUUUAAGUUUUUGGAUGACUUUUUAUGGUAAUCGGAAUCCAUAUCUGGUGGUUUUGGUUUAAAGAAACUUCAAUGUAGUCUGUAUCUGUGAAAUAUUUUUAAAAAAAUCAUUUAGGCGGGGAUGAAAAACUUUUAUUCAUUCUGUACCAUUGUAGUGACACAAACAGAUACAUAAACAGUCAAAAGACGGUGUUUAAAAGAGGAAUGCAUGUAGACAUCUGUAUGUGAUGUAAGAUGAACAAGAAAAUCCCUCUGUAUUACAAAUAAACUCAUUUUCUGUAGGA